AUGAUGACGAAAUUUGCAAUUAUGAACCAACACACGCAGGUCAACAGUGAAACUGAUGAUAAUCACACGCGUGACCGAUUAGAACCAACGUCAACACAAGUCGUUUCACCUCGUCGACGUCGUGCUACAACAUUGAAUUCGUUCGCUUCGUCUGUUAUUACUAAUGUUGUUAAACGACCUCGUUGGUGUUUUCGGUAUGUAGUACAUGUGCGACAUCUCGUUUCGCAUUUCUCUUCAUAUCAAUAUUUAUCGAGUAAAACAGUACUCGGCUAA
Adineta ricciae is the source of this 273-nucleotide messenger RNA. Lineage: Eukaryota; Metazoa; Rotifera; Eurotatoria; Adinetida; Adinetidae. The record is from the annotation of a GenBank genome assembly.